Molecule: messenger RNA, 2651 nt
Organism: Vitis riparia (riverbank grape)
Lineage: Eukaryota; Viridiplantae; Streptophyta; Magnoliopsida; Vitales; Vitaceae
Exons: 2
Coding region: 109-2424 (771 amino acids)
Molecular function (GO): zinc ion binding; nucleic acid binding
Source: RefSeq, a predicted model, not a curated record
CUAAUUGCGAUUUGCCUUCCCCCUUUCUCCUGUGGAGGGGAGAUAAAGUAAUCAGCACAAAACCCUAAUUUUCCUGUAGAAGCCUAAUCAUUUCUGAAACCAGAAUCGAUGGAUCACUCCUCUCUCACAGAAGCGUACCAGCAGCAACAGUACCAAGAACAUCAACAAGCGGAACUAGCGCAACAGCAUCAACAACAGCUGCAGCUGUAUCAGCAACAUCAAAAUCAAGAUUACUCUUCGCAACCGUACGAUCCCUCUCAGGUUCAGGCGUAUGAUCAAUCGGCACAGGCUUAUGAUCAAUCGGCGCAGGCGUAUAAUCAAUCGGCGCAGGUGUAUAAUCAAUCUGCACAGGCGUAUAAUCAAUCUGCACAGGCGUAUAAUCAAUCUACACAGGCGUAUUACCCUUAUUAUCAAUACCAACAACCGCAACAAUCACAGCACCCGCAGCAACAUCAACAGCAACAGCAAUACCAGUAUUAUCAGCCGGAUUACGGCAAUGUGUAUCAGCAACCGGCGCAUCAGCAGCAGCCGCAGCCGCAGCCGCAGCAGGAAUUGGGGUCGGUGCAGCCGCCGGGGGUUCCGGUUUCGCACGAAGCACCUCCACCUCCGAACGUGGAGGGUGGUGGGGCUGGAUCGGGGCAUGGGCAGGUGCAUGUGCAGCACCAGCAGAAUGCAUAUUAUCCACAGGGGGGUGGUGAGCAGCAAAGCUCAGGGUUCCCACUUACUCCGGGGCUGAACCCGGCCGCGGCAGCCGCAGUGGCAGCAUUGUCGCAAUUGACGCAGUUUGCGGGGACUAUGGAUGCGGCUGAGAGAGCUAUGGCAGGGUUGCAGGCGCGGCAGUGGCAUGGAAAGGGUGGGGGUUAUCGGCCCAUGAUGGGGCCAGGGCAUGGACCUGGUGCAUUUCAUGGACAUGGGCCAAUGCACCAUGGUCGGGGUCCGAUGCGUCCACCGAGACUUAUUUUGCAGGCUGGGCGAUCUCCUUACAGGGGUGGUGGUAGAAGGGGUGGUGGUGGUGGACCAUUUAGAGGGGGUGGCAGGGGAAGUUUUGGCCCCCGCCACCCGUUUAGAGGUGGUGGCUCUGGUCCGCCUUUCCGUGGUCGGGGUCGGGGUCGGGGCAGGGGUGGUUCAAGGCGGUUCACACCAUAUGCUGCAUCAUCUUCACAUCCAGAGCCUGCUGCAGUUGAGGAUGCAGAAUUGCCUGAAGAAGAGGGAGAGCCCUCAGGUGUUCUACCUGAAGAGGCAGGUGAAGCUGUAGUGCUGGCAGAGACAUCACCAUCAACAGCGGCACCAGGGGAUUCAGCUCCAAACUGGCAACCCUCACAGGUGGCAUGGUGUGAGCUUUGUAGGGUUGAUUGCACUAGUUUGGAAAUCCUUGAGCAGCACAAGAAUGGAAAACGACAUAAAAAGAACCUGCAGAGAAUUGAAGAGCUGAAAAGUGCUAACCUUACUGGGACUGAAAUAUCGAAUGAGCCUGUGGGUGAGUCCAAGUUCCAGCCAGAGAUUGCCCAGGAAGGUGAAGAGGAAAGUGACGAGGAAGGUGAAGAGAACCCAGAAAAAAACUUACCCAGUGAAGCAAUUGCCAAUGAAAAUGAGAUGGUAGGUGAACAGCAAAAUGAUAUUGUGGAACAGCCUGAAAAACCCAUGGAGGAGCGUCCGGAUUCACAAGUGGGUAAGCCUAGGAUGGAGCACUUCGACAAUUGGAGGCAUGGUAUGAAGCGCAGGAUGCGGGGCGGUCGAGGUGGGAAGCGUAUGAAAAUGUUUGAAGCACCAAGGCGAUCAAUCGAACCUCCUAAACCUAAAGUGGUGAUUCCCCUAAUAUGUGACUUGUGCAAUGUUAAGUGUGACACACAGGAGGUCUUUGAUCGCCAUCUCUCUGGUAAGAAGCACAUUGCAAAGCUAAAACGAUUUGAGGGUCACCAAGCUAUGUAUGGGCCAAUGGGGCUUCAGGCUUUGUAUCCUCCUAAUCCAAUUGCACAAACUCUUUUACAUCCUCAAGGCCAUCAACAACAAGGCUUCUACAGCCCUCCGGGCUCAUUUCCUCCACAAGGCCCUUAUAUGCCUCCACAAGCUCACCAAGCAGCACCACCUGCUGCGGGUGCAGUUACUCAGUUUCAACAAAAUGCCAUUCCUCAGGGGUCUGAAGCCCAUCCUGGAUCUGGUAGCGAGGCAGUUGUCUCAGUGGUCCAUGAACCUCAGCAGCAGUUUGCCAGAGUGGAAUCUGGAAGGAAGGAGGAGCCUCUGACUGCGGAGAUGAAUCAUGUGAAUGGUAUUUCAGAAUCUGGAGGCAACGGGCCGAGUCCUGUGGUGGAGCAGGUAUAUGCUGCAACACAUGAAGCUGCUCCACUCCCAGACCAUGGAGUCACUGCUGAUCAUGUCGAUGUGCCAGGACCGGACAUACAACCAGAGGAAGGAGCAGCUGAGUAAGAAGGAAUGUGGUGGUGGCGAACAUCACUUUGUGUUCCUUGUAGGUUCAAUCCACAAAAAUGCUCUUUAUAUUUGUUUUUCCCAUACAGUUUCUCAGGAUGGUUCGUUUGAGCUAUUUGCUUUCGAGGAAUUGAGGUUUAAGAUACAAACAUGCUCUUGCAAACUCCUUUAUUAAUUAACAUUUACUAGACAAAGAAUGAUUCACCCCCUAGUGAUGUCUUAUGAUA